Caenorhabditis remanei is the source of this 2313-nucleotide messenger RNA. RefSeq lists its product as uncharacterized. Gene Ontology annotation, molecular function: calcium ion binding. The record is from RefSeq and is a predicted model, not a curated record. Gene Ontology annotation, cellular component: synaptic vesicle membrane. Bases 1 to 2313 code for a protein of 770 amino acids. The transcript has 14 exons. Gene Ontology annotation, biological process: regulation of neurotransmitter secretion. Lineage: Eukaryota; Metazoa; Nematoda; Chromadorea; Rhabditida; Rhabditidae.
AUGAGAUUCUCGACUCUUGCCAGAAUGUUCGUCGUGUUUCGUCGUCGUAAACGGCGGAAAGUCCGUCGAGAACCAACAUUUCUUUCGUAUCGCAUCAGAAGAACUUCAACAUCCGAAAAAACACACAAUAAUCACAGUCAUCAUUCUCCGCGGAAGUCACCUGGAUUCCGAUUUCGACGAAUUUUUGACACUUUUACUUUUACCAGAUCACUGAAACCACAGUACUCAGUUGAAAACAAUAACGAUGAAGAGGAGACUGAUGAGACCCAGAAGUGUACAGAAGGAGAGGAAAUGGAUGUGGUCACUUUACUUCUCGAUGUCAGGCUUAAUAAUGGAGAAGAUCUUCCAGUCAAAGAUGCAUCAGGAAGUUCCGAUCCUUAUGUGAAAUUCCGUUACAAGGAAAACAUUGUCUAUAAAUCCGGAACAAUAUUCAAAAAUUUGAAUCCAUCGUGGGAUGAAGAAUUCCAAAUGAUUGUUGAUGACGUCACUUGCCCAGUUCGUUUGGAAGUUUUCGAUUUCGAUCGAUUCUGUACGGAUGAUUUUAUGGGUGCAGCCGAAGUUGACUUGUCGCAGGUCAAAUGGUGCACAUCAACAGACUUCCGAGUUGAUCUUCUCGAUGAAGUCAAUCAAUCAGCUGGAAAAGUUUCAAUUUCUAUCACAAUUACACCGAUGACUCAAUUAGAAGUUCAACAAUUUCAGCAGAAGGCCACGAAAGGAAUAUUAAGUACUUCUGAGAAGAAAAAGGAGCAAAGAGCAAACAAUACUCAAGACUGGGCUAAAUUAGUGAAUAUCGUAUUGGUUGAAGGAAAAGGAAUUCGUGUUGAUGAAAGGAAUCCGGAUGCAUUUUGUAAAUUCAAGUUGGGUCAAGAGAAGUAUAAAACGAAAGUUUGUUCAAGUGCCGAACCGAGAUGGAUAGAACAAUUUGAUCUACACGUAUUUGAUACGGCAGAUCAAAUGUUGCAAAUGGCUUGUAUUGAUAGAAAUACCAAUGCCAUUAUUGGAAGGAUUGGCAUUGACUUGUCUACAGUAUCCCUUGAUGAAACUCUUCAACAUUGGUAUCACUUGGAAGGUGCUCCAGAAGACGCUCAAGUUCUUCUUUUAAUUACUGUAUCUGGUUCACAUGGAGCUGGUGAAACUAUUGAAACAGACGAGUUCAAUUAUAAUGACAUUAGGAAUACACGAAUUCAGAAAUAUGAUAUUUCGAACUCAUUUAAUGAUAUUGCUGAUAUUGGAACAUUGACUGUGAAACUUUUUGGAGCGGAAGACUUGGUUGCAAAGGACUUCGGAGGAAAGAGUGAUCCAUUUGCUGUGUUGGAAUUAGUGAAUACCAGAGUUCAAACGAAUACAGUUUACAAGACAUUGAGUCCAAGUUGGAACAAAAUCUAUACAUUUGCCGUGAAGGACAUUCAUACGUGUCUCCAAGUGACAAUUUUUGAUGAAGACCCAAAUAAUCGAUUCGAGUUCUUGGGUCGUGUACAAAUUCCCUUGAAAUCAAUUCGCAAUUGUGAGAAAAGAUGGUAUGGAUUGAAGGAUGAGAAAUUGAGAAAACGAGUGAAAGGAGAGGUUCUUCUCGAAAUGGAUGUCAUCUGGAAUCCAGUCAGAGCUGCAAUUAGAACAUUCAAACCGAAGGAAGUGAAGUACUUGAGUCAGGAACAGAAGUUCAAGGCUUCUCUCUUCAAAACAUACUUUGGAGAGUUGAAAGAAGUUGUAAAUGUCCUUGCCAGUUACAAGAAUCAAGUGGAAUAUCUUCUUUCGUGGCACUCCAGACCGAAAUCUUUGGCAGCUUAUAUUGUAUUCAUGGUAUUUGUUUACUUCUUCCAAAUCUUCUUCAUUCCUCUCAUGAUCUUGUCCGUUUUCGGAUAUAACUUUGUGAAAUCGAAGACCUCAUCGGAUGAAAUUUCAAAGACUCCAAGACAUUCUCUGAAAGGACAAAGAAGUGAAGAAGAAGAUGAGAAGACUGGAACUGGAAUCCGUGAUGCUUUCAAUUCAGUCCAAGAAAUCCUUCUCUCCGUUCAAUCUUAUCUCCAUUUUGCAACUCAACUUCUUCAGAAAAUCAAGAAUACAUUCAAUUUCACUGAUAUCUGGUUAUCAACUCUGGCCGUUAUCGUCUUAUCACUUGCCUUCGUUUUACUUUAUUUCGUUCCUCUUCGUUGGAUUAUUAUGGUUUGGGGAACCAAUAAGUUCUCAAAAAAAUUGAGAAAUCCCAAUUUUGUGGACAACAACGAGUUGUUGGAUUAUUUAUCAAGGGUGCCUUCUAGAACUGAACUUCAAGAACAAUCGAAUGAACGUGUCCAUCGACCAAUAAAUCUGUGA